Molecule: messenger RNA, 1047 nt
Organism: Atta colombica
Lineage: Eukaryota; Metazoa; Arthropoda; Insecta; Hymenoptera; Formicidae
Gene: Pef
Product: peflin
Exons: 5
Coding region: 349-906 (185 amino acids)
Biological process (GO): COPII vesicle coat assembly
Molecular function (GO): calcium ion binding
Source: RefSeq, a predicted model, not a curated record
UUUGGGUUGGAUAAUGUUCUACUAUUGGUUGACAUUACAUAUUUCACCAAUAGGAGAUCAUACAAUGUCAUUAAUUCAACUUAGGUUGGUGUAAAUCCGCUCGGGUCGAAUAUGCUAUAAAUUAUAUUGGUUGACCGUUGAAGUUAUGUGAUGCCUAGUGUUCCUACAGCUUUACACUUAAAAAAAGGGCAGUAUUUAAGCUGAUUUAAGCACGGUACUGUAUUACGUCAUAAAGAUCAGUCUCGUGAUGACGCUGAUGACAGUCUAAAAUGGUCUAAACCUUUUAAUAAGAGUGUUACGAUAUAUACUGUAAUUUGUGCGCUAUCUUAGGGUUAGAAAGUUUCAGUCAUGGCAUACCCGAGCGCAAUGUACGGCUCCACUGAUCCAGGAUCAGAAAUAAAUCCAGAUGUACAACGAUGGUUCUCCACAGUGGACAGGGAUGGAAGUGGACGAAUAACUGCUACAGAAUUGCAGUCUGCAUUGGCCAACGGUCAAGGGGGUACUUUCUCUGACAUAGCGUGCAAAUUAAUGAUCGGCAUGUUUGACAAAGAAAAUGAUGGUACUAUAAACAUCACGGAAUUUCAAGCUCUUUACAAUUACAUAAAUGCUUGGCUCGGCGUAUUUCGUGGCUUUGACCAUGAUAAUUCGGGUAGUAUACAAGAGAAUGAAUUAAGCGCAGCCCUAACACAAAUGGGCUACAAGCUUAGUCCAGAAUUUAUUCAAUUCCUCAUAAAAAAGAGUGAUGUUCAUGGUCAUCAAUCCAUUACCGUCGACCAAUUUAUAGUAUUGUGUGUUCAAAUACAAAGAUUUACAGAGGCAUUUAGAACAAGAGAUAUGCAACAAACUGGAUCAAUCACUAUUGGAUUUGAAGACUUUCUAGGAGUAGCUCUUAGUUGCAGCAUAUAACAUCUUCAUAUUUUGAUAAUAAUAUAAUUAAAUUAUUUUUACGUAUCUAUGUAUGCCGAAAAAGUUAUUAUUUAGGUUUAUAAGCUCAGGGGCUAUAUUUCUAUUUUUCUAUCUUAGAAGAUAAUGUAAAAUGGAGGUUUA